GUUCGGGCAGUUGUGUUUUGACUGUCGACCUGUACGGACAUCCUAAGCUAAGCGAGAGUUGCUGUUCUACUAGUUCAAAAGUACGUUCCGUUUUGGCUCUGUUCGAUUUUCGUUUCACCGCUAUCUGAUUAUAGAGCUUCGCGAAUACCACACCGGUGAAUAGUUGUCAUCGCUUAUAUAAGGUGAAACUGUUUAUCGACAGAAUUCCUAGGUACUACAAUAAGUAAAUGUGUUCAACCUAGUCCUACGCAGUCUAGCUGCUAUCAGCGUUUUUACAGUCGGUGCUUCAAAGUCAGUGCACUUCCUCCGAAUACACCAGCUCUAUAAAUAAAGCCGACCGAAUGCAUCACCAUAGAAUAAGUCUAUAAGUGGAAAGUGAAGUUCGUAUCUAGUCAUAUACUUACAUUCUGUGUCGCUCGAAUUACGCAUCUACAGGUUGUGCACUUUGAGGCGACCGUCAUUGAAUGUUGUUUACUUACUGUUAAAAAGUCAGCCACUUCGAGUGAGUGAUAAUGAAACGCGUAUGAUGACAACCGCAUAUAGUAGUGAAGAGCGUGACCUUCUGACGAUGGGCGCUGAGGAGGAAAACCAUAUUCUUGGAAGAUUAUGUGAAAAGUUCAUGGUAAAAAAACGGGCCUCGGUUCGAUGCACAGUUCCUCUUGGCCUAGCCUAGCAGCUUGAAAGAAGUAGGGAAGCUAAAGCUAAUUUUGUAAACCGGCUUCGGCGUAUCGUUUGGGCCAGUUAAUCCGUUUGUUUACUCGUCAUGAAUGGAUAACCAGUUUCGGGGUGCUGCACCGUGAAUGCUCGGGGAGUGAUCUCUGAUAUGUUAUCUGCAGUAGACACGAACGCUUCGUCUCGUCCGUAUUCCGUACGCCUGCACUGAACGGGCUUUCCCAAGAUGGCACUCCAGGGCAGUUUGGAGGACCUGUACAAAUUUAGCGUGCUUGACUAUGGCGUAUUCGUGGUAAUGCUGUUUCUGUCCGCGGCCUGCGGAAUCUACUUUGGUUUCUUCAAACGUACCACUGCACAGCAAACUCCGGAAAGUAGUGACGAUGAGUUUGGGCUAGGCGGUUCCAAGACAGCGGCAAAUGCUGGCAAAGGUACCCGAAUUACGACCUUCGGGUCCUCCACUAUGGAUGAAUAUCUGCUUGGAUCUCGGAAGCUGAAAGCAUUCCCGGUGGCCAUGAGUCUAGUGGCCGGCUAUAUCUCUGGGGUGACCAUACUGGGAACGCCAUCGGAAAUAUACAAUUUCGGAACACAGUAUUGGCUCAUAGUGAUACCGAUUCUGUUGAUGGGUAUUGCCGUGUGCACGGUCUACCUUCCAGUAUUUUGCUCGCUGAAACUGAACUCAUCGUAUGAGUACUUGGAGCUUCGAUUCAACUCGUCGGUCCGUUCGAUUGCAUCCAUAACGUUCGUCAUGGAUGAGUUAUUUUUCCUGCCGAUGAUCAUUUACGUACCAUCACUCGCUUUCAAUCAAGUUACCGGUUUCAAUCUUUAUAUUAUUGGAGCAGUUGUAUGCAUUGUUUGCGUGUUUUACACUUUGUUGGGUGGCAUAAAGGCGGUGGUUUUCACCGAUGCAUGGCAAGUUCUGGUGAUGUUCAUUUCGGUAGUCAUCGUAGUCGUUUUGGGAACUAUUUCCAUUGCUGGACCGGAUGUGAUCUGGGACCGUGCCGUUCAGGGCAAUAGGAUUGAUUUCUUCAACUUCAAUCCAUCCAUGUAUGAGAGACAGACCUUUUGGGCGGUUUUGAUCGGUGGUUUCUUCUACUGGACAUCCUUCAAUUCGGUCAACCAAACCAUGGUGCAGCGUUACAUGUCCUUGCCAAACCUCAAGAAAGCUAGAUUAUCCAUCGGAAUGUUCACAAUUGGUAUUGCGAUUUUUGUUUCAGUUUGCUGCUAUGCUGGCUUGUUGAUCUACGCUUAUUAUUACCAAUGUGAUCCGAUGUCCAUGGGAUUGGUAAAGACAGACGAUCAGCUGUUCCCGCAUUACGUCAUGGAGAUCGUGGGACAUUUGCGAGGAAUUCCUGGCCUGUUCAUUGCCGGUGUAUUUGGAGCGGCACUCAGUUCUUUGUCCGUAGUACUUAAUUCGACGUCAGCUGUUUUGCUGGAAGACAUCCUGAAGGGACUGUUCCGAGUGAAACCUAGUCCCUUUGUGGCUAACAUCUUCGUUCGGGUCUGUGUUGUCGUUCUGGGAAUGGCGGCCAUGGGUUGUCUGUUUAUUAUCGAAAAAUUAGGAGGAAUAUUGAGUGUCGCAACUUCUUUGUCGGCUAUUGCUGCGGGUACAACCUGUGGAAUGUUUACAUUGGGAAUGCUUGUACCUUGGAGUAACUCCAAAGGAGCGAUCAUUGGCGGCGUUUCGGGUGCUCUACUAUCCGGUUGGGUUUCCUUAGGAUCACAAUUUGCAAGCGCCAAUGGCGAAAUUGUUCCUCACAAACUACCCGUAUCCGUUGAAUCAUGUCCCAGCGAUCUGCUAUCCAACAGUACCAUUGUCAAUCCCAUCUACCCGGAUGAAUCGGGAGUGUUUCCACUGUACCGAUUAUCUUACCACUGGAUAACUCCGAUUGGUGUGGUUACAGUGAUGAUCAUUGGAACGAUUGUGUCAUUCAUUACCAAACCUAGAAACCUAAAGGACAUCGACCCGGAACUGAUUUCACCAGUGAUUCAUCGUUUUCUUCCUCAGGAAUGCUUCGCAAAUUACGGAACAGCAUGCAAAGACGUGGAACAACCAAGAACUACUUAUGGAACAGAUGCAACUUCGUCGAAACGGUCUUGAUGAUAGUGAGAUAUUGAAGAUCAGGCGUUGAACGGAACGCUUAACUCAGCUAGGUACUUAAUCCUAUAAGUAUAGCCCGUUGUCUUAUGGGUGUAAUCUCCUGGAGCUGUUGGAAAUCUUAGUUAAGACAAUGAUGUACAAAUACAAUCUUACUAAAAACGAUCGCUACCAUACACAAACACUAACACAAUAAACACAUAAAAAACGGUUACUGAAAUGGAGCGUUUGGGAACAAUCUCUCUGGAUUGACCACCGUUCCACCGAAACUUAAUUCUGUAGAUUGUAAAGUACAAUGUGCUAAACAUUUACACGCAACUUGCCUGUGAUACAAUCAAAACUAUUAUGUAGUUAGAAACGUUUUUUAUAUUUUUUAACGAACGUGAUGAAAAAAAGAAAUAAACAAAUUUUGAAGUAAA
Molecule: messenger RNA, 3186 nt
Organism: Uranotaenia lowii
Lineage: Eukaryota; Metazoa; Arthropoda; Insecta; Diptera; Culicidae
Product: sodium-coupled monocarboxylate transporter 1-like
Exons: 9
Coding region: 899-2770 (623 amino acids)
Biological process (GO): transmembrane transport; sodium ion transport
Cellular component (GO): membrane
Molecular function (GO): symporter activity
Source: RefSeq, a predicted model, not a curated record